Molecule: messenger RNA, 3683 nt
Organism: Cyclopterus lumpus (lumpfish)
Lineage: Eukaryota; Metazoa; Chordata; Actinopteri; Perciformes; Cyclopteridae
Gene: clptm1l
Product: CLPTM1 like
Exons: 18
Coding region: 331-1989 (552 amino acids)
Cellular component (GO): membrane; endomembrane system
Source: RefSeq, a predicted model, not a curated record
CCCACGAAAUCCCGUACAAGAAAACAACCAGGAAGCGAAUUGCGGAACUGUAGAUCCACCUCACGCUUUCAGGCAGCAGUUCGUGUGGCAGAGCCGUGUUCUUCGUGAAUGGAGAGGCCAGCCGAGUAGACAGCAGAUGCCUUCAGCUAGAAAACGGUGCACGGCUGUGAAGACUCAAUGUCGUCGCGUCUAACGAGCGAUACCCGGCAGCAGCGCUCGAUGGACGGAUAGCCAGCGGAGAGAGUCCCGUCUCUGACAGCCUGACACAUUAAGUUCAACACCGACAUAUGGCCGUGCUCCGCAGCUAGCCGAGACGACGAAACUCGCAUCAUGUUCCUGAAAACAUCUUUCACCACCCUGAUCGUGGGGGUGUUUGUGGUGUACGUGCUCCACACCUGCUGGGUGAUGUUCGGGAUAGUGUACACUAAACCCUGCGACAGCCCCAAAAGUAUCAACUGUAUCACACCCUUUCUGGCAGGGGACCCACAACUACAGUUGAGUAUCUACACUGCACUGCGGCCCGAUGCAGAGGGAGGACAUACUUUGAUCCACAAAGAGGAAACAUUUGACGUCAACAACAAGUUUGAGAGGAUAGUAAAUGUCUCCAUCCCAAAGAAGACCCGCAACAAUGGAACUUUAUAUGCACUGAUAUUUGUCCAUCAAGCCGGCAUCACUCCGUGGCAGGAUCCACGACAGGUCCACAUGGUGGCUCAGCUCACCACAUACAUGGUCCCUAAACCGGCUGAAAUCUCUUUGAUAACCGGAGAGGACCAAACACAGGGUGAGAAAGAAGACGUCCAGCGGAAGAAACGUGACGGUAACGCUGCGGCAGGAGGUGGCGCUGGUACCGCUUCCACCGCCGAUCCCCCAGUUUCCCACUGGCGCACCCGCCUGACCCUCAACAUAGUCGGAGACCACUUCCUGUUCGACAAAGAACACCUGCCUAGUGAUGUCCACAGAUACCUCCGAGUAUUCCAAAAUGGUAAGAAGAUGGUUUAUCUACCUCUGCUGUUUGUUGAUGAGCUCAGCAACCGUGUCAAGGACCUUGUGGAGAUCAACAGUACCUCCAAGGAGCUCCCUUUGACCAUCUCCUACGACUCCAUAUCUCUGGGGAGGCUACGAUUCUGGAUCCACAUGCAAGACGCUGUUUUCUCUCUGCAACAGUUCGGUUUCACAGAAAAGGAUGCUGAUGAGAUUAAAGGAAUCUUUGUGGAUACCAACCUGUACUUCCUGGCUCUGACCUUCUUAGUAGCUGCCUUCCAUCUCCUCUUUGACUUCCUGGCAUUCAAGAAUGACAUCAGCUUCUGGAAGCAGAAGAAAAGCAUGGUGGGAAUGUCCAGCAAAGCAGUGCUGUGGCGAUGUUUCAGCACCAUCGUGGUUUUCCUCUAUUUGUUUGACGAGCAGACCAGCCUGCUUGUCCUCAUACCGGCUGGCGUCGGCUCUAUCAUUGAAGUGUGGAAAGUGAAGAAGGCCCUUAAGAUUCAGGUUUCCUGGAAAGGAGGCAAACCAACAUUCCUGUUUGGGAAAUUGGAUGAAUCGGAGAGAAGAACAGAGGAGUACGAUACUCUGGCCAUGAAGUAUCUCUCAUACCUCCUUUACCCGAUGUGUAUUGGAGGGGCUGUGUAUGCUCUCAUAUUCCUACGAUAUAAGAGUUGGUACUCAUGGCUGAUCAACAGUUUGGUUAAUGGUGUAUAUGCUUUUGGCUUCCUCUUCAUGCUUCCUCAAUUGUUUGUCAAUUAUAAGCUGAAAUCUGUGGCCCACCUGCCCUGGAAAGCCUUCACGUACAAGGCAUUCAAUACCUUCAUCGAUGAUGUGUUUGCCUUCAUCAUCACCAUGCCAACGUCACACAGACUGGCCUGUUUCAGGGACGAUGUUGUGUUUCUCAUAUACCUCUACCAGAGAUGGCUCUACCCAGUGGAUAAAACAAGAAUAAAUGAAUAUGGAGUUUCUUACGAUGAAAAACCCGAAGGAAAGACUCAUAAGGACUAGUGAGGAAAGACGGGUCAUUGGCUUCCGUGAUCUGGUACCUGCAUGUUUUAUCUUCAGUCCACUGGUCUCCACUGAUUGGUACGGGUCAUUUGGUAUCAUCUGAGAUGCUUUAAUGGUCCAGAGGCAUCUGGUCAGUUAGUUGUAAAUGGACCCGUUGGAUCUUGUGGUUUUUGUCUUUUUUUCCACUCUCUCCCAAAGUGCAAAGUGUUGAAAGGUCAACAUCAGCUUAUCUGCCUUCUGCAGUUAGGAGAGGAAUUAUUUUAGUUUUGCAGCGUACGACGGGAUGAUCACAAAGAUGAACCUCUACACUAUUUCAAAAUGAGGCGACAACCCGGAAAAACGUGUUUCUGAUUGGCGUAAAAGGCCGGCGCCCUGUUCACGACAAUGGCCACGUCUACCAAGGGCCGGACACCGCUUUGGUUUGAAAGAGUACACGGAUGACUUUAGUGAAGUCAGCACUUCCUGUUCAAACAUCAUGUGAUUCCACAAAGCCAGUUGCAUCCCUUCUCUAUUGGAGCUGCUCCACACUGUUAGUAGCAGUGCAGGUAGUCACUGGAGUAAAGUAUGAUUUAUUACAUUGGGGAGGCCGUUUAUCUCAUUUCAAGAUGAAAACAUCUCUUGAGGACCACUGUGAAUAUCGUAUUUUCAGUGUGUGUUUUGAGAAGAACCUGGUUCAGACUACAUCUAAAUACAUUGAUUUUCCAUAUUUUUAUUAUAUAAAGUCUGAUACAUCGGAGCUUCCAGAACAAUAAUUUUCCCAGUAAGUGGAUGUACUGUUGGCUCAGUUAAUUAUUCCUGAUACAGAGCUUGGGGGCUUUUCUAGAAAUUAUUAUUUUAAAUUGUGCUAAAAAUGUUUAAAUAUUGCUCAGUGAAAAUACUUUUGCCUCUUAGAAAGUGUCAAUGUGUAGUCAUUUACAUUUUGUGUAUCCCAAAUUAUAAUGUGGACAUGUUUUAACCCUGGGGAACAGAGGGAUGACAAAACGAGAGGGGUAUCUGCUGACCGGUUUUAUAUCAUAGAACAAGAUCUUAAGCUUGUGUUUGGUACAGACCUUAUUUCAAACAUCUAACCAAAAACCCAUUGACUUCCAGACGAGGGAACUGGAAGUGCAUAAAUGCAGACUCAUUUCUAACACUUUAAAUACACACAUGAUUAAAGGGACUAAGCAAGGAGUCAAUGUCAAAUUUGCCUAAACAUAAACUUAAACCUGACCGUUUCUGACUUUCACUACACUGUAACAAAGGAAAGACAUUCUGUCCUUUCCGUCCACUCUAGUUUUGUAGUUUUACCUGCUUGAGUAUUUUUUUUACAUAUCGGGGCCAAGAAAAUUUGUUGGUGCCAAAUGUGAGAAUGAUUCUUUAAACUGUUUGUGAGCUUUGUAUGUUCUCCAUAGAUGAUCCAUCUGAUGUUUUUAGAGUCACUGACAUUGUGAGGGAAAUGGUAAGACUUGAGGAAAGUAUUACUACAUUUUGAGUUACAGUCACAUCUUGGUUUUUCUGCCACAGAUCUAAUGUUUUUUUUGUUAAAUACUUUUUGUAAUAGUAAAGACUAUAUGGUCCAGAAUGAUUAAGCAUAGGUUUUCUGCUCCUGUGUCAACGAGACCAGGCAAGAUUUGCCAGGAAAUUGCCUUUGAAAUUGUUUCACUUAUUGUAAUGAUUGUGUUUUUGAUUGUGAUUAAAUAAAACUGUUGACUGAA